Molecule: messenger RNA, 3243 nt
Organism: Crotalus tigris (Tiger rattlesnake)
Lineage: Eukaryota; Metazoa; Chordata; Lepidosauria; Squamata; Viperidae
Product: vomeronasal type-2 receptor 26-like
Exons: 10
Coding region: 1-3243 (1080 amino acids)
Biological process (GO): G protein-coupled receptor signaling pathway
Cellular component (GO): membrane
Molecular function (GO): G protein-coupled receptor activity
Source: RefSeq, a predicted model, not a curated record
AUGGUGAGACUCUUGGCACUGUUCCUUUUGCUGUCACUUGAAGAGUGCCAAAGUGCAGCUGCACGGUGCCCAUCAACUAGAUCCCUCACUGUUCCUCAUGAGUGGUAUCAGCCAGGGACACUUCUCAUUGGGUCCCCCAGCAGUGCAAAAUCGGACGUGGAAUAUGGAGCUUGUCUUCCACAUGUCCAUGGCAAACUGGAAGUCAAAAAGUUAAGUUUUUGUUACAUCUGUGAAAACAAUGUACUGGGGCUGGAAAAAGCUUCAGAAGUUGAAAGUGAUGAGCAGAAUGCUUUGGCUUUGGCAUUUGCUGUAAAUACCAUCAAUGAAUCUCCAACAAUUUUGCCAAAUGUCACACUGGGCCUGUACAUCUAUGACACCUACUAUGAUGAUCGGAUGACCUAUUACAGUCUUCUCAAUUUGCUCUUCAAAUUGUGCAGUUUUGUUCCAAACUAUGAAUGUGGAGCCCCCAAAAAUGUAAUUUCUGUAAUUGGAGGUCUUGGAUCUGACACCUCUUUUCACAUGGCAGAUGUUUUAGGACUCUACAAGAUUCCACAGCUCACCUAUGGAUCAUUUGCUCCAGAAGAAAUUUUAACAACUGAAGUUCCGAAAUUUUAUCGCAUGGUCCCAAAUGAUAAAAACCAGUACAUGGGAAUUAUCCAUUUGCUUCUACAUUUUGGCUGGACAUGGGUAGGUCUUUUGACAGGAGGUGAUGACAGUGGAAAAUAUUUCUUAAAAACCAUAGAAGCCUUGUUUUUGGAGAAAGGAAUCUGUACCGCUUUCAUACAGUUGUUCCCAUAUCAAGGUCGUGUCUUUUCUCACAAUGACAUGGGUAAAUUUAGAAAUAUCCACGUGGAUCAGAGGGCCAAAGCCCUUGUUAUCUAUGGAGAUACUCUGACUUUUUUGUGGUUACUCACCUAUGAUGCAUUUCUUGUGUCUGAAAACACAUAUAUUGGGAAGGUCUGGAUCAUGACAGCCCAGAUGGAAUUUGCAGUAACGGGCGUGACCAGACGGAUGGAUUUUCAAAUGUUCCAAGGUGCUAUAUCCUUUGCAAUUCAUUCCAAAGAACUUCAAGAAUUCCAGAGGUAUCUUCAGAAGAAAAACCCAUAUCAGCCUGAAGGUGAUGGUUUUCUCCAGUUGUUCUGGGAACAUGUUUUUGAAUGUUCAUUUCCAAAUACUGAAGAGCCAUUGGAGCAAGAGGAACUAUGUACUGGGAAGGAGAACCUGGAUAAGCCUCCUCGGUCUGUUUUUGAAGUGAGAAUGAAUGGCCACAGCUAUAGUAUCUACAAUGCUGUCUAUGUGGUAGCUCAUGCUCUCCAUGCUAUGCGCUCAUCAAAGAUCAAACACAGAGUAAGAACAGGGGAACAAAGUCUUGAGUUUGAAAACCUGCAAUCUUGGCAGUUACAUGCAUUUCUUCGUGACAUUUCAUUCAACAAUUCAGCUGGAGAGAACAUGCAUUUUAAUGAAAAAGGAGAAAUUGUUUCUGGUUUGGAUAUAAUGCACACAAGGUUAUUUUCAAACAACUCCUUCAAAAAAGUUAGAAUUGGACAGGUAAAACCAACAGCUUUUGAAGGAAAACAAUUCUUUAUACAUGAUGAAAUUAUUGAGUGGCCUAAAACCUUUAACCAGGUAUGUCCUAUUUCUGUGUGCAGUGAUUCGUGCCAGCCAGGAUUUCAGAAACAAAAGAAGGAAGGGGAACAAUUUUGUUGCUAUGAUUGCUUACCAUGUCCAAAAGGAAAGAUCUCCAACAAGACAGACACAGAUGAAUGUAUUCAGUGCCGAGAUGAUCAGUAUCAAAGCCAGAGCAAUGACAGCUGUUUCCCCAAAAUAAUAACCUUUCUUUCCUAUGAAGAACCAUUAGGAAUGGGUUUAGUCUCAAUUGUCCUUUGUUUUUCACUGGUCACAGGCUUGGUGUUGAUUACUUUUAUUAAGCACAGUGAUACAGCCAUAGUCAAAGCCAAUAACCGAGAACUCACCUAUAUUCUUCUUUCCUCUCUCCUGCUCUGCUUCCUCUGCUCUCUUUUAUUCCUUGGCCAUCCCCACAAAGUCACUUGCCUCAUUCGUCAUGUUGCUUUUGGUAUCAUCUUUACUGUGGCAGUUUCUUGUGUGUUGGCCAAAACCAUCACUGUUCUUGCUUUCAUGGCCACUAAACCAGGAUCCAAUGUGAGGAGGUGGGUGGGAAAAAGUCUGGCCAACACCAUUGUCCUUUCCUGCUCUCUCAUUCAAGCUGGCAUUUGUACUGCAUGGCUGGCCAUUGCUCCUCCGUACCCCAGGUUGGAUAUGAAAUCUCUGCCAAACAAGAUAAUAGCAGAAUGCAAUGAAGGCUCUACCUUUAUGUUUUACUUUGUAUUGGGCUACAUGGGACUUCUGUCCAUCAUCAGUUUCAUAGUGGCUUUCUUAUCUAGAAAUUUACCGGAUGCUUUCAAUGAAGCCAAAUUCAUCACUUUUAGCAUGCUCAUGUUUUGCAGUGUUUGGCUGACUUUUAUCCCAACUUAUUUGAGUGCCAAAGGCAAAUACGUGGUAGGUGUGGAGAUCUUCUCCAUUUUGGCCUCUGGGGCUGCACUGCUUGCCUGUAUCUUUUUUCCAAAAGUUUAUAUUAUCUGGUUGAGACCUGAGCUGAAUAAUAAGGAGGGAUUAAUAAGGACAAAGAAUAAACCAGUGACAAAGCAGAAAUCAGAUGCAGAAGACUCUUUUCUCCAGGAAAACACAUCUGCAGGGAUGGUGAAAUUCCUGGCACUGUUUCUUUUUCUAUCCCUUGAAGAGUGCCAAAGAGUGACCACAAAGUGCGCUCAAACCCAAUUCUUCACUGUUCCUCAUGACUGGUAUCAGCCAGGGACACUUCUCAUUGGUGGGAUGGCAUCUCAAGUCAUUUAUGUAUUUAAUGAAGUUUCCUUCAAAAAUAUCCCUUCACAAGAUAUUGGCUUUGAUCUUCCAGUGAUGCUGACCAAGUUCUACCAGAAUUGUUUGGCUUUGGCAUUUGCUGUAAAUACAAUCAAUAAGUCGCCAACAAUUUUGACAAAUAUCACAGUGGGAUUCCACAUCUAUGACACCUACUAUGAUCAGAGGAUGACCUAUUACAAUCUUCUCAAUUUGCUCUUUAAAUUGCACCAUUUUCUUCCUAAUUAUGCAUGUGGACUCCCUAAAAACCUAAUUGCUGUUGUGGGAGGUCUUGCAUCUGACACCUCUUUUCACAUGGCAGAUAUUUUAGGACUCUACAAGAUUCCACAGGUAAAGGCAAAAUUUUAA